Molecule: messenger RNA, 3063 nt
Organism: Acyrthosiphon pisum (pea aphid)
Lineage: Eukaryota; Metazoa; Arthropoda; Insecta; Hemiptera; Aphididae
Product: zinc finger protein 714-like
Exons: 1
Coding region: 351-2153 (600 amino acids)
Source: RefSeq, a predicted model, not a curated record
UGUAACCUACUAUAGAGAAGAGCGACAUCCACUUACCCACCUUUUUUUAUUUAUGUUUAUAGAAAAUGUUUUGGGCCAUGUAUGUGACAUACUAAGACUUUUCAACGGGGAAAUGCAAAUAUUGAGGUCGUCUGGUGGAGGAGGAUCGACAGAUUUCAUUCGUGUCUGCAUUGACUACGCUCAUCCCGUUGAAACCAGCAACUGAUACAACGGGAACCCUACAAAACCAACAACAACAACGACAACAACAGCAACUGCACCAAAAGACGGCUAUCGACGUCGCAGAAAACGCUUCCGAGGGAUCGGCGGUGACGACUAUCAAGCGCGUGGUGUGCAGGCUGGAUCUACCGAUGUCCACCAUAACGCCGGUGGUCGAAGAAGCGGCCGUGAUCAUCGACGUGGUUAAGACGGCGGCCGAGCCGGCUGUACUUCCGUCAUCUCACACGGCCACUAUGGCAUCUAACAAGUUUUUGCAGUGCAACGUGUGCCACAAGAUAUACAGGCGGAAAAACGCUUUUAAAAAUCACUUGCGAUCUCACGUAAAGGACACGAUUACGGAUGGCCCUUUUCAGUGCAACUACUGCAGCAUGUCGUUUACAGUACCAUCUCAGUUGAAGCGGCACUACCGAUCACACACCGGUGAGAAACCGUACAAAUGUGAGUAUUGUGACAAAUCGUUCUCGGUCAAAGAGAACCUGACCGUGCACCGGCGUAUCCACACCAAGGAGAGGCCGUUCAAAUGUAAUCUGUGUGAACGGGCGUUCGAGCACAGCGGAAAGUUGCACCGGCACAUGCGCUCACACACCGGUGAACGGCCGCACAAGUGUUCGUUCUGUGACAAGGCGUUCAUCCAGAGCUGCCAGCUAGACGUUCACAAACGCACUCACACGGGUGAAAAACCGCACAUGUGCAAAACGUGCGACAAGAGGUUCGCAUGCUCCAAGCAGCUCAAGGUGCACACACGCUCGCACACAGGCGAGAAGCCAUAUUCGUGUGACAUAUGUGGCAAGUCUUUCGGCUACAACCACGUGCUCAAGCUCCACCAGAUGUCGCAUUACCGUGAGAAAUUGUACAAGUGCAAGAUUUGCAAUGGCACGUUCACGUCCAAGAAGACCAUGGAAAGCCACAUCAAGAGUCAUUCGGACAACGGCGGAAGUGGAGCGAUAUCGGCCGCCGCGGCUACCGCUAACGUUAUCCAGGUGACCGGCAGUGCUGCUACAGCUGCGGCCGCGGGAGCAGGGGUCAUCACUGUGCAGUCUUCGUCCAAAAAAGAAGCGGCAUCCGAGGGUGAGACUUCGUCAAGCUGCGGUAGCGAUAAGGAGAACAACAAGUCGAAAGUGGCCACGUCCGCUGCAGUAUUGUGUCAGCCGUCUGAUGAACCGAAACGCACCAAUCUUCUUCUGCAGCAGUCGGCAGCAGCGACGGCUGCCGUACUAUUGGUUCGGGAAGACGAUGGUGGUGGUGUUGGAAAAUCCCAUGAUGACGAAGAGGACGUUGACGACGUGAUGGUGAUGGGCACAGUAGACACUGAACCCAACAAGCUGUGUCAGUACUUGUAUCCCAGGUUACCGGGCAGAAACCGGAAACGUGAUUACGACGAUGACGAAGAUGACGAUGAAUACAACUGUGACCAACCUCCGAGUCCAGUAAGCAGCUGCUCGGGCUCGAUGGCUCUAACCAUAGACGUAUCGCUACCACCAAUGACUCGCAGCCGACAACAAUUUCAACAACAACAACCACAGCAGAAAUUGCAACAACAACAGCAACAGCAGCAACUACAACAACAACAUCAGCAGCAACAGUCGUUCCACACGAUGCAGACGGCCGCACAACAACAGCGACAGCAGCACGUGGAUUACGUCAUGAUGAUGGCUGCCGAAGAUCGCGCAGUUUUAUCGCCUGCCUGGUACACAGCCGCAGCCCACGCCGAAGACGAGACCGUGGAGAUGCCGCCCGUGGUGUCAUUGACCACGGUGCCGUCGCCACCGCCGCCCGCGCAACCCAACGAUCGGGAUCACUUGAGCCUGCGACCGCAGAAACGGUCGAAAGUGAUACUCAAGUCGAUAGAGACCAGCGCCAAGAAAGAGGCGCAGUGCAGUCGGUACAGUUCGGUAAUACAGUACGCAACAAAGCCUCAAUUUAAACGUAAUUGAUCGUAGUAUAUUAUAAUAUAAUAUUUAAUGAUAUUAUCAUCACAAAUUAUUAUUAUUUUACCUGUUUAUAAUAUAUAACUUUAAUUAUUUUCUACGUUUUUGAACUAAUUGUAUUAUUAUUAUCAUUUAUUUUUUAUCAAAUAUAUCAAUUCGUCGUAUGCUUUUCCCUUUCUUAAAGAGUUAGAAAAAAUAUGCUGUUUACGCAUUAUUUCUAUUUUUGUAUUCAAUUUUAAUCUAUAUAUUACUAUAUUAAUAUAGAAUAAUGAAAUCAUACGGGUAGUAGUUAAUUACAUUAUCUCGCUAGAGGAACAAAAAGUCUGUCGAGCAGUUUUUGCUAUAAUAUAAUUAUUAAUAUUAUUAUUUAUAUUAUUAUUAAUUAUUAUUAAUAUUAAAUUGCAUAUUAUUUAAACACUAUUAAAAUGCAACAAGUUGUGUAGUUUCAUUGUUUUAUUUCUUUUACUAGGUGCAUAGGACUAAGUUUAGUAAUUAUUAACGUAAUUAAAAUAAUACAAAACGGAAAAUCAUCUACCUCAUUUGUAUGCCUUAUAUAUUCAUUGCCUAUAAUUAGAAAAAAACAGUACAAAUCAUAUUAUCCUAAAGUGACGAAACUCACUGAGGACCAAUUUAUAUUUAAAUUAUUAUUAUAUUUAUUGUGUGUGAAAAUAAUAUAUGCGUGUAUGUGUGUGUGAGAGAGAGUAUUUGUACUCACAUUCACACAUACACAUAAGUCAUAACUUACAGUAGACGUUCGAUAUUAUUCGAACUUCAACAUCACGAAUUUUUCGAACACGUCGAACUUAAUCGUAUCUUUUUUUCUUUUGUUGGCCUUCGAGAUUCUAUCGAGUCUACUGUACUAUAAUAAUUUAAUUUAAUUGUAAACAAUUUUUUUAAUGUAUAUCAUCAACAAUAU